This is a messenger RNA of Dothidotthia symphoricarpi CBS 119687, 2274 nucleotides long. RefSeq names its product MFS general substrate transporter. The coding region runs from base 338 to 2137 and encodes 599 amino acids. Gene Ontology annotation, molecular function: transmembrane transporter activity. The record is from RefSeq and is a predicted model, not a curated record. Gene Ontology annotation, biological process: transmembrane transport. The transcript has 5 exons. Lineage: Eukaryota; Fungi; Ascomycota; Dothideomycetes; Pleosporales; Dothidotthiaceae.
CUCUAGAAGGCUUGGAAGAGUGAAUGUGACCUUCAGUCCGCGAAUCUGGCAUCGACCUUACAAAACUAGUUGCAAUCGUACGGGGACUCCGAUGCUUCACACGUGGCGGUGACCACUCACCCCGCCGGGGUACCUUCCGAAACGCUUACCGCCAAGUCGUUGUUUGUUGUUUGUAAGACAGAACGAACGCCCGAUGACUUGGCAGGGUCUCCAUGCCCUCGUAUCAGAUCGAUCUGUUAUCUUAUAAGAUCCUCGACAAACCUCACUACUACGCUGACACCCAUCACACCAAAACCAAGUUGCCAUAUUUCUGGAACUUGCACCUCUCCCUGCCGUCAUGGCGUCGCCAAACGUGAACGCAAUGGAGAAGACAGCGGGUCUCGGCAUGGCUGAGCGUGACUUCCACGACCACAACACUGUCAACGACAAGGACCAAGCAGUUGCGAUGAGCGUUAAUGAGACGGACUCAACGCUCGCCCGCAAGCUAGGCGAUGCUGAAUCCGUUGACGCUGAGCAGCCUGCUGGACUGCAGAAGAUGGAGGCCAUCACUUUGGUCUGGACGAAGAAGUGGCUCAUGACUGCCUACUUUUUGAUCUGGCUCAUCUCCUUCGUCAACUCCCUCCAGCAGCAAUCAAACUGGUCUUGGACGCCGUAUGUCACCAGCGAGUUCUCUCUCCAUGGCCUCACAGCCAUCACUGGUGUCGUCGCCAAUCUGAUCGGCGGUGUGUCCAAGUUGCCACUGGCCAAGUUCAUCGAUCUUGUUGGACGACCACAGGGAUUCGCGAUAUGUCUAGUUUGCGUUGUGCUAUCUCUCAUGCUCAUGGGCGUCUGCCAGAACGUUCAAACAUAUGCCGCAGCGCAGGUCUUCUACUGGUCCGGCAUGAACGGCAUCGACUAUGUCCUCACGAUCUUCAUUGCUGACACGUCUCUACUGAGGAACCGCCUCAUCUGGUUCGCAUUCACUGGUACGCCGUACAUCUGCAACACCUUCGCUGGUCCCGAGCUGGGCCAGCGCUUCCUCGAUGACAGUACUUGGCGCUGGGGCUAUGGUGCAUUCGCCAUUAUCACCCCGUUCAUAUGCAUCCCGUUCUGGGUCGUCUUCUUCAUGAUGAACAGGCGUGCGAAGCAAAGGGGUAUGAUUGCAAGGGAGAAGAGUGGCAGGACACUAUUGCAGUCCAUUCAGCACUGGUGUGUCGAGUUCGACGUGAUUGGCCUGUUGCUCGUUUGUGGAGGCUUCUCCCUCUUCCUCUUGCCAUUCAGUCUCGCAGCGUACCAAAAACAGGGAUGGGCAUCGCCAAUGAUCAUCUGUAUGAUUGUCUUCGGCUUCCUCAUGAUUGUUCUGUUCGGCGUAUGGGAGCGUUUCUUCGCCCCGAAGACAUUCUUCCCGUACCACCUCAUGAAGGAUCGCUCCGUCGUUGCGGCGUGCCUGCUUGGCUGCAAUACCUGGAUCGCGUUCUAUUCAUACAAAAUGUACUACGCGUCCUAUCUACAAGUUGUCUUCCAACUUUCCGUCGCAAAAGCGGGAUAUAUCACCAACAUCUUCAACAUCGUGUCCUGCACCUGGGCUGUCAUCAUCUCUUUCGCCUUCAAGUACAGUGACACGUACAAAUGGGGCGCUUUGAUUGCCAUGCCCAUCCAGAUCCUCAUGACAGGCCUGUUGAUUCAUUUCCGUGCGCCCGGAACCUCGAUUGGACUUCUCGUCAUGGUCGAAGUUUUUGCUGCCAUGUGCGGUGCCAUGUUGGUGCAGGUCGAGCAGGUCGCAGUCAUGGCGGCUGUACCUCACGAGCACUUGGCAACUGGUCUUGCGCUUCUCGCUAUGAUCACAUCUGUGGGUGGGUCUAUUGGCCAAACCAUCUCCGGAGCUCUUUGGACGCAGAUCGUACCCAGGAAGAUUGCGGAGUAUCUGCCAGAGGAGUCCAAGGGCCAGGCGGCAACCAUCUACGCUAGUCUUGUCACGCAGUUGGCGCUUCCGUGGGACUCACCCGAGAGACAGGCUGUAGUCAGGGCGUAUAGCGACGCGCAGAGGGUCAUGGUCAUUGUGGGAACUUGUGCGCUUGUGCCGUGUCUGAUCUGGGUCGCGAUGUUGAAAAACUACCGCAUGUCGGAGCACAAGGAGAGGAAGGGAUUGCAGCUCUGAGUAAGGUGUGGGUUGAGUGGGUUAUGUUUGUAGGCUGGGUCGACGAGAGUCGUACGAAAAGUAUGGGGGCAAAUGUUUAAUGGUAAUUAACUAAUUUCUGGGAAUUUGGUCCCAUUCAAUACCUUUGUGAUUCAGAG